UUGCACGACAGGGGUCAGGAGGUGGUAGGUGCUCUCAGGACCAUCAUUUACCAAGCUUUGCCACCGUAGUGGCCUUGUCAUAUUCAGCGGGGGGUCGCCGUCAGGGUUCUUUUUCUGUUGCUCGUCAGGGUUGUCUGUCCCUCGCUCGGUCUCCCUGUUCGGAAUCUAGGGGAGGCAAAGCUACCUGCUGCAUCAUCGUCUCCAGCCGAGGGCUUGAACCUUCGUGUCUCCGUGUUUUCAGCGGAAAGAAACGGGUAUGCAAGGGCAACCAAGUUCCGAGGAGUUGGAGACGCUUACAGCACGGCCACGAGAGGCCGCGCCGCACGUGCGUAGACGGGCAGUGGGCGCAGACUGGCGCUCGAGGCAGGCCGAUCCGCCCAAGGCGGGUCUGGCCGAUGAUGUCGGGGACUGCAUCCUGCUGUUCGGGGGGUUCUGCAAUGGCAACAUGGGUGAUGUGGUGCAACCAAUCGCGAUGCAAGACCUCCUAGCUUCUGUCGCGCCGGGCCAGUGUUUUUGGUACGCACACCCGGUCGAAGAAGACCUCGAAAAGGGUUUCCGCAUCGGCGAGUUUUUUGGCGGGGACGACUCGAAGUUGAUCCCCCUCACGCCCGACGACGCUUGGAAGGUAAAUCGGUUCAAGGCCUUGGUGAUCGGCGGCGGAGGGAUUUUCGCAGCGAUCCAUCGGCCCUUGCAAAACGACCAGUUCGCAGAGGCCUUGACCCUGCCGAUAGUCGUGAUGGGAGUAGGAGCAUCCUACCGCGCGAAGGCCUACAGCAAGCUGGUGUCGAAGGCGGUGUUCGUGUCCGGCCGCGAUGAGAAAUCGAUCAAUACUUUCAAGUCCAUGCUGGGGCUCGAUCCCAACGCGACCGUGGCCCCCGACGACGUCGCUCUCGUGAGGGACCCAGUGUUGAGCGACAAGAUGCUGUCCGACAAAGAGGGUAGCUGCUGGAAACGGAGCGCAGGCGACGAUCAACAGCCCCUUUGUUUCGUAGUACCUGCGGCCAACACGGAGGAUACAAUUGAGAUGCACGAAUACCUGCUCAACGCUGUGAGGCAGGGCGACAGGUUCAUCAACGUUUUCCCGAAGCAUCAGAAGGAGAUCGAAAAGUUCGCGUACCCCGGCCCAGUGGAGCAAAUCGUCGAUCCGACGGAGUACGUCGAGCAGCUAUGCACGUGCAAGGCGAUCAUCUCGACCAGGCUCCACGGCGUGGUGCUGGGCCUGCACAUGGGCGUGCCGACCUUCGCCGCUUUCCGUUUCUCCUCGGGCAACAAGGUGCCCGACGUCAUGGCGCGCGCCAUGUCCCUGCCCGACCAGUUCCUCCAGAUCGACGAGAACCUGAACCGCGAGCUGGUGAACGCGGCAGUUAGUCGCGUGAGGUUGUUCUACGAGGAAGGAGAUCGCCGGGCGGUGAUCCACGACCGGCUGUCCGUGUUCCACGACGAGUUCCUCGUGCACGCGCGCCACGUGUUCGUCGACGUCCUCGGGGUCGGGGACCAGCAGCAGCAGCAGCAGGGACCGGAUGUGGCGACGGCUGUACAACACGCUCAGAUCGACAACGGACUGCCGGCGCCGCAGGUGGCAGUGGGCGCCGCGGCGGCCCUGAACGGCACACCGGCGGAGCGGUCCGCGCCGUCAUGGUCGCACCAAAUGAUGCCGGCACCUGUCGGCUUGGACUGCGGUGCCGCCUUGUUAUUGCUGUUCGCCAUCGUUGGGUUGGCCGCCUUGCCCCCGAAGACGGGCGGUGGCCGCGGUGGGGGUCGAAGCCCACGGGUACUCAAAUCGGACGCAGCCAAUGGAGACAAGAAGGGUCUCGUUGCCGUCAGCGGCAUGGAGCCUGCCCUAUGGAAGGCCACCGCCCACCAAGAAAUGGAAGAGUACAGCGGCAUGACCGAUGCAGUCAGCCCUUCCAGCUCCAGAGAUUCCGAGCUGGGUUCCCGAGACUCUCUGUCGCCAGCACAACGAAGCCCCGGCGCGAAACCGUCGGGAUUCCCAGCUACCAAGACAGGACCGCCUUUCAACUUGCUCUUCGCGCUCAACUUCACCCUGUGGAUAGCUCUGGCGGUGGCCUUCAGCAGUUACAGCAAGUCCUACCUUCGGGAUACGCAGGACCCCGUGGGUCUCCUCGUUUUGCAGGGGUCGGUCGGGGUCGUGGUCCUUUGCGCUCUCGGACGACUGGGCUCGGGCGCCACCGACGAAGGGCGCGCAGGAGGCUCGGUCAGUGUGCUAGGCCAGCUCAUGCAGCCGUUUGCGGCUAGUCGACUGGUCGGGCUAGCGGCGAUCCUCCACACCUGCCAGGCCCUUCUCACGAGCUUCUCCGUGUUCGUUGGCGGCGUUGCCGUGACGAGCGCACUCAAGGCCACCGAGCCGGUCGCUGCCGUCGCGCUCUCGUACUUUAUCCUGGGCAAGACGGUCCACCGCGUCAAGCUGGCGUCGCUUGCGGUCAUCAUGGCGGGAAUCGUCUUGUUGACCACGAAAAGCAAGUCCGCCGCAGGAACCGCCCGCGAGGCAGCGGAUGAGGGAGGAGCCACGCCCCACAGCCCAGUGGUGCUGGCAGCGAUGUUCACCAUGGCGGCCGUCUGCUGCAACGCUCUUCGCAACGUGCUGAUCAAGAAGGGCGACCCUGUCCCACCGCGUCAGACCCUCCUGGCCUGCAGCUCGGCAGCGGCGGCGAUCGGCCUCAGCCUCAUAGCGCUCAGGGUCGUGAUGAGGAGCAUGGACGACCUGCUCCUAGGCCCCGCUCCCGGAGGCGUGGUCGAUGCCGCGGAUGCCGCCCGUGAGGGCAACGGCGCGAGCUGGCUGAGCAUGGAGGGCGUCAACGCGGCCCUCUGCUUCGUCGGGUACAACCUCGCCUCGUUCAACCUCCUGGCUCAGCUCAGCCCGGUGGGCCACGCCGUGGGUAACUCCGUCAAGAGGGUGUUGAUGUUCGGUAGCGGGAUCCUGCUCAUGGGGGAGGUGAUGACAGGGCGGCAGCUCGGAGGCACGGCCGUAGCCCUCACAGGCGUCCUUGUGUACAAUCUCGCUGGGUCUACCGGGUAGUAUCGCUGCGAGGUGUGGGAUGGAUGGGGGGUGGGGGGGAUGGAUGCUGCUUGGCGUGUUCGCUGAUAGCUUGGAGUUGCGGCGUGCAUGCACACGCUAGAAUGCAGGUGUGGACGAAAGCUUGUCGGUUGCGGCUGUGAGUUUGCAGGCAACGCAUUGCUCCCGGUGAAAGGCCGUGCAAUGUCAGUGCCACGCAUGUCCGGGGCAACGGUUGCCGUAAAGAUCAGCCCUUGUCUGUAUGAAAUGCACGAGCUUAUCGAUGGCGCUGUGGGCAGACUACGGCGUGCGGCGUGUGUGCUUGAUGUGAAAAGAAUGCGAAGGCGCUCGGACGGGGUAUAGCUGUCAUAUUUUCAGAUGGAUGUGAGUCGCCAAACCUUGUGCGUGGUGGGUGUUGCCUGCAGUUUCUCGGAGCGUGCUCUGUCGGCGGCUGACGAUUUUCUUGCAGGAACCUGGGGCGUCUCAGGUGGCGGCAUUUUCCCAAUAGGUCGGAGGUAUCUGCCAGGUGAAGGGCGAGCCUGCCUGGGUGUAGCAUGGUUUUCAUGCCUUCUUUGUGGAAGGGGCGUCGGGAGAUGUUAAUGUUAUUUAUGAAGUAAUCAACCCUCUAUUUCCUGAAGUUGAUCAUUUUCUCCUUGUCCUCCAUUAUUAUCAAGUGCGUUACAUGGUUUAGGCUUUUGGGGUANGCCAAACCUUAUGCGUGGUGGGUGUUGCCUGCAGUUACUCGGAGCGUGCUCUGUCGGCGGCUGACGAUUUUCUUGCAGGAACCUGGGGCGUCUCAGGUGGCGGCAUUUUUCCAACAGGUCGGAGGUAUCUGCCAGGUGAAGGACGAGCCUGCCUGGGUGUAGCAUGGUUUUCAUGCCUUCUUUGUGGAAGGGGCGUCGGGAGAUGUUAAUGUUAUUUAUGAAGUAAUCAACCCUCUAUUUCCUGAAGUUGAUCAUUUUCUCCUUGUCCUCCAUUAUUAUCAAGUGCGUUACAUGGUUUAGGCUUUUGGGGUGUCUACACGUUGGGUGUGCAACGCCGCGAAAGUGGUCAGAAACUUCCCGUAUCGAUCCGAUCGGGCACUUUGUCGAAUAGUGCGGCCUGCUGCUCUUCCAAAGUCGACAGUAUCUAGGGGCAUUUCAUUAACUAGUACCAUGUAAUUUGCAAGGGAAGUGUGCAUUGUGCGGGUAGAAGCAUUGCAACGCGUUACGGGGUUGGCAGUCUGAUGUACAGUAGUACAUGCGAGGCUGGAGAGCCUGAAGUAGAGGCACUAUCGCCUCGUGCAUGUGACGCUAGAGAGCCUGAAGCAUAGGCAGAGCGUCUGGUUUUUUCCCAAUGCCUCAUAGCUGCGUUGACGUUGGGCGUUUCCUUUUCGGUCGCCUUUGGAGUCCCCUUGGACGGUCGACAUCGUGACCUCGUUGUAUCGAAUGUACGAUAUGCCGCUCGAUGGACGGCGGACGGAUAGAUGUGGUGCCUCUCGUCUUGACAGGUUCAUUCUGUGUCUCAGCUGUAUCAUUGUCCUUUGCUCCAUGGAUGUCGUGACGUGUUUCACGGCAUUGUUCCUGUUCAGCCGUUCUCGCGCUGUUCGCCUUUUCACUCGAGCGUCGUAGUUUGUUUUUUUCGCGUGCCUGUUCUGUGUACUGGAGUCGAGUUCCAAACACGAGCAAUGAGGUUUGAAGCCAUUGCAAUAGAAGGAACUCAUUAUGUACAAGUAGCUCGCAUAUGGUUGAACUACCGUACGUCGCAGAAGAUGCAACAUGCCCUGGAAGGAACGUCAACGCCCGAUUACUCCACGACGAAGAGGAUGAAAACAUCGGGUGUUGCCUAUUUAGGGAAGCGCGUGACAUGACGGCUCCAACGCCGCAAAUGUCGGCACUGGAAGUCCUGAGUUGCUGGAGAGUAUUCGAGCGUAGUACACCGAUCGGGUUUGGGUGUGGAACUGAAUGUCGUACGGUGUAGACUAUGCGUGGUAGUCAGGUCGCGCGUAACAGUAGAGUGAUGUUGUUCCUGAUGGUUGCGUUGUAAUGUCAUGUUUUGUUUGUUUUGUUUUGUUUU
Ectocarpus sp. CCAP 1310/34 is the source of this 5068-nucleotide messenger RNA. Lineage: Eukaryota; Phaeophyceae; Ectocarpales; Ectocarpaceae. The record is from the annotation of a GenBank genome assembly.